Messenger RNA from Salvia splendens (bonfire salvia), 1731 nucleotides. Its product is annotated as serine/threonine-protein phosphatase 7 long form homolog. NCBI's taxonomy places the organism in Eukaryota, Viridiplantae, Streptophyta, Magnoliopsida, Lamiales, Lamiaceae. Gene Ontology annotation, biological process: meristem development; meristem maintenance. Bases 1 to 1731 code for a protein of 576 amino acids. The transcript has 4 exons. The record is from RefSeq and is a predicted model, not a curated record.
AUGGCGAUUGAACCGUUAGAAGAUGGUCUGGAAGACAAAGCCUACAUUCAACGGGCACGUAUGAUUGUGCUUGCGCUAUUGGGAGGGUUGAUAUUACCCGACAGCUCAGGGUGUAAGAUACCUCUCAUGUGGUUGACCCAACUUCGAGAUGUAGAGGCUGCCUCUAUGAUUAGUUGGGCGAGUGCUGCACUUGCUACAUUAUAUCAUAAUCUUUGUGUGGCGUCCAUGGGAAAAAGGAUAGACAUUGGAGGUCCGACAGUACUCCUACAACCGUGGGUGUGGGAGAGAAUGCCCACUUUGAGACCCGAUUUUGUGAUGGCACGUAUACAUACAAACAACACUCCAUGUGCAUUAAUGUGGACUGGCUCAUAUAUGAUAAACAAAGCCCCCAAACAUUUUGUUCGACAUUAUCGUGAACAGUUAUCAUUACUCCAAAAUAGCCAGUUUAUUUGGAUGCCAUAUGUGGACCGUCAAUUACCAGACUCCUGCCUCGAGAUAAACAACAGUUGGAGAUCUGUGACGUACAUGGUUUAUUGGGCUAUUGUCGAAGCACAUGAGACUGAGCGCGUUGUGAGACAAUUUGGAGGCACUCCGUUCAUUUCGGAAUUGCGUGAUUGGGGUUUCAAUGAAACUCAUUUCAAAACAAAUCGUCGUGGAAAAUCUAAGACGAACUGGGCUAUGCAGAACAAGGCUUACAUUCAACAUUGGGAGAGAAGGUCAGAGUUCGUGUCUAAUCAUUACAUGGAGCCUCUUGAAGACCAUGUGCAGGUGAUUAGAACUCGAUUAUACAUGGAGUGGUAUUUUAAAAUAACUAUUACAUAUAUCACACUGCCGGGUAGACUUCCAGAAGUAGGGAUGAACACUGGUGCAUCAUCAUCAACACUCCAAGCUGAGACAUUGGCCCGUGUAUUUCAAUUGUCGAGCAGUUUUGACCCAGCAAACGCCGUAGGAUUGUUGCAUGAGAUUAACAAUCUUGUUCUUAACUACCUUAACGAUUGCAGUGAGAGUGAACGCACGGUCAUACCUUCUACACAGCACACUGAUGUGGAUAUGUCCUGGGGUUUUAUCCGAAGAGCUCGCGGUAUUGGUCAAAGAGGUGUCCGAACAGGCGGGCAUGAUUAUUCACGUCAUUACAGAAUGUCCCAAGACAUGCCAGGGUCAUCACAAGCCGCAAAUGAAGAAAAUAUUAAUUCAGAUGACAACAUAGAUUUGCAUACAUUCAUCGACAAUUUUGAUGCUGAGCCUGAAAUGCAAAAUCCACCAGCAUCAGAUCCCUCUAGUUGGUUUCUUACCUGGUCAGACGUGCCACAGUCUAGUUGGGUGACUCCCUUUGAUAGAGUUGGGCUACCAUGGAAGCCUACUACACAAGAUUCAUUCUUCUCAGAUGUCCAUAUCAUGCACUCUCCAACAAAUGAGGAAUUGGAUGAUGAUGCUGCUGAUGAUGAUGAUGAUGAUGCUGCUGAUGAUGCUCUUGAGAGUUCUGCACAAUUGGAGCGUCCCAGAAGUAGUGCCUACAUAGAGCGCCCCAGGAGGAGAGAACAUAUAGACCCUCCUAGGAGUAGUGUACAACUUGAUCGCCCUAGUAGUAGUGCACACACGUCCCGACCCGACAAGGAACGCUCCAGGCCAAGUUUGUCUCAGACAAUUAUGGGCAUGUUCCCACGUAGAAGGUCUAGCCGUGACAACAGAGGAAAAGGCCCGAGUAAAUAUACACCAUCGUCCUUUAAGUAG